AUGUCUGACAAGGCCGCCUGGUUCGUCACCGCAGCAAGCAGAGGCAUCGGCCUCGAGCUCGUGACGCGGCUCAGCGCCUCGCCCGCGAGCCUCGUCAUCGCGGCGUGCCGCAACCCCGAGGGCGCGCCGAAGCUAGAGGCGGCAGCGAAAGCCGCAAAGGGCGAGCUGCACGUCGUGACACUCGACACGGGCGACGAGGAGAGCAUCCGCGGCGUCGCCGACCAGGUCGCCGAGAUCCUGGGCGACCGUGGGCUCGACUACCUCGUGAACAUGGCCGCGAUCACGGAGGGCGACGACAAGGCGUUCGGCUUCUCGCCCGAGGGAUUCAUACAGUCCAUGCGCGUGAACGUCCUCGGCCCGGCGCUGCUCGCGCAGGCGCUCCUGCCCUUCCUCGAGAAGGGCAAGCGCAAAGUCAUCGUGAACGUCACGAGCGGGCUCGCGAGCAUCGGCCUCAACUUCGGCGACAAGAACGCGACGUACAGCAUCAGCAAGACCGCGCUCAAUAUGCUCACGUACAAGCAGGCGAUGCAGAGGCCAGAUCUCGUAGCGUUCGUGAUAGACCCUGGCUGGGUGAAAACAGACAUGGGCGGCCCGAACGCCUUCAUCACCACCAGCGAAUGCAUCGACCUCCUCCUCAGCUGGAUACCCGACGCCGGCCCCGAGCGUUCAGGCAAGUUCUUCAACAACAAGGGCGAGGUGCUCCCGUGGUAGAUGUCGGUGGUGUAUCAUAUAUCGUACAGCGGAAUAUAUUACCU
Messenger RNA from Gloeophyllum trabeum ATCC 11539, 755 nucleotides. RefSeq names its product NAD P-binding protein. The record is from RefSeq and is a predicted model, not a curated record. The coding region runs from base 1 to 711 and encodes 236 amino acids. The transcript is spliced from 5 exons. NCBI's taxonomy places the organism in Eukaryota, Fungi, Basidiomycota, Agaricomycetes, Gloeophyllales, Gloeophyllaceae.